This is a messenger RNA of Colletotrichum truncatum, 7005 nucleotides long. Its product is annotated as ankyrin-2 ankyrin. Lineage: Eukaryota; Fungi; Ascomycota; Sordariomycetes; Glomerellales; Glomerellaceae. Gene Ontology annotation, molecular function: protein binding. The record is from RefSeq and is a predicted model, not a curated record.
AUGGAGCCGAAAGGCGUCGUUGACAGCCUUCGUGGGUUGGUAGCGGUAACAGAUGCUGCGUUUCGGCAGACCUUCGAUUUCGCCAAAGAUAAUCUUGCCCGUGGGAUUGACAGCAAAAGGAGAGCAGAGAUACGGGAAAUUGCAGAUGAGAUCCAGGACAUGGCUGGCAUGCUCCAUCGGCUCUGUCUCCUAGCGUAUUCUUUCGAAGACAUGGAUCUCAUGGAUGAUUGGUAUGGCAUUCGUGCAUUGGCCAUGCCACCACAACUGAUUUCAUGCCAUCAGACUCUCGACCGCCUUGGGAAGACAUUGAGCAAGAAGAAGCUUGCGUACGCAAUCCAAGAUCUAGAAGAGGAUGGCAUGGACCGGCAACUCAAAUGGCCAUUCACCAAAGCAUGGACAGCAGACCUACUACAAGAACUGACUGUGCAUAAGCAUGCAAUUAGCAAGGCGCUGACAGCAAAUUCGAUGAACGAGCUAUUAUUGAGCUUUUCGAGUAAUGAAAAGAAGGAUAACAGCUUUUUCGAAGUACGGGACUAUACUCGGGGCCGCUGCGUGAAAUCGCCUGAGUUGUAUGCAGUCGUACACUUUUUCUCGAGACUCGGCCAGAACAGACUCCUCAUCGAAGAAUUAAAAGGGCUGAACAGGCUGACGAGAUAUCCCUUGCUUGAAAGUCAAGUAUUCGAAAGCUGGAUACAAACUCCAAACUCGAAACUCUGGCUCACCGGCCCUCCAGGAGUUGGGAAAACAACAUUCGCAGCAGCAAUGAUCGAAAAGGCUAUACAUAAGCUUUAUAACGUACAUAAUAUCGCUGUGGCUUUCGUCUUUUGCAAAUCCUCAGACCCUCGAACUCAUGACCCCUUCCACAUUGUGAGCACGCUACUUUCCCGAGUUGCUCGUCAACAUCCUCUAGCAAUCAGCAUCUUGGAACAGUAUUUUAAGGAACUCAAUCGCAAGAGAAUGGUUGAUAAACCGACUAUAGAACGCAUGAAGGCAAUAUUUCUGGAUGUUUCUCGGCACUUCAAGCAGGUACUGGUAGUUGCGGACGGCGUGAAUGAGUGUGCAGUAAACGUCGUUGCCAUAACGGAGACUUUGGAUUCGUUGUCAUCUCAAAGUGGGAAUAUGAGCCUAGCAGUGGUUUCACGACAUCAGCCAGACAUCCAAGUAGCCCUCGGAGAAGGUUUCCAACACAUACAGAUCGAGGCAUCCACAGACCAACUAGAACUAGUGGCUGCCACGAAUGUUGAGAAUGCAAUUUUGAGCGGAAAUUUGGCUUUAGAAGAGCCACGUAUGAAGGAUGAAGUGAUUAGUAAACUCAGCUUUGGCUGUGAAGCGAGUUUCCUACAGAUACCUUAUCAAAUCGACCAUCUCUCUAGACUGAUCUCGAAUAAAGAACGGAAUGAAUUUCUGGAGCAGCUUCCAAAUAGCCUCGAGGAGACAUACAAGCUCGCUCUGCGGCAGUUCAAUCGACAACCGCCUGCAGUUCGUGGUCUAGUACAAGCAGCUUUCCAGCUGGCUACAUUUGUGGACCCUCCACUUACCAUCCUUGAAAUGUGUCAAGCAUUGUCAGUGGCGUGUAUACCUAGCCUGGAUGCUGACCUGCUGGAAUAUCCAGAAGUUGACGAGACAGAAAUCUUGAAUCAGUGCGGCCUGUUUCUCAAGAAAUCUGCAGAUAAGCAGUGCUUUGAGCUAUCGCACCACACAUUCAAGGAGUUCUUGGAAAGUAUCGAACCCUCAGACCCUGAGUUUUCGGAUUAUCGGCUGUCGGAAACCCGCACUAAACGCCUCCUUGCUAUGUGCGCCCUUCGUUACUUGUGUCUUGGGCACUUUUCUCGUCUCCCGGCAAGAACAAACUCCGAAGAGAAGUUCAUUCAGGCCAGAAACUACAGAUAUCCGUUCUAUAGAUACGCCUCUUUGAUGUGGCCACAAUUGGCGAACGAGCUUUGGCAUGACGCGGAAUUCCUUGGUCAGGCUAUGGAACUAUGCGAUCUAGCCCAGACGGCCAAUUUCAAGUCAUGGUGUCUGGAAGUUUGCCGCUUUUAUAGAUUAGACGGAUCGUUGAGAAAUUGGAUGAAUGACCGAUGUGAUGAAAGAAGUGCUGGAAGGUCUCGCCGUUACCUUGACAUGGAACAUGGGAGUUCUGUAAGCGACAGUCUAUGGUCCGACUCCACGCAAGGCACCACAGGGUCUUGCAGUUCCCCUUCGGGAAUAUCAGAAGAAUCAUCAUCAAAUCAAGAACGAAGAAAAGAUGUUGUUGUAGUUCUUUCGACGUCGUGGCAGUGGAGGCGGCGAGCACCUCACUGGAAGUGGCGUGCUGGCCAAACGCGACGUUUAGCACACUUUACUCGUCGCGGAGAUUUCACGCCGUUACAUAUGGCUUCUCUUCUUGGCUUAAGCGGUCUUUGCCAUGAACUUCUCAAGCACAUGUCAGACGUCAACCAAAUCAGUCGGAUGGGGUCUCCUCUGCAAUGUGCACUUGGCGGGCCGUUUCUCGUCGCUUGUCAUGACUUCUACACUAGAAAAGACAGCAAAGAUUGGGCUGAGCAACCUCCUAAGGAGAGACCUUCGAUGGAAACGAUACGAGUCUUGGUUACAGCAGGCGCUGAUUGCACGAGACCCUUGCCAACCCACUACUCAUGGGAUUCAAUGGGAGCUUUGGCACUCAAGUCAUCAGAAUGGGCAUCCGACUAUGAACCUUUUGCCCUUGUAGUAAGAGGAGGGGCUCAAAUGCAUGAUGAUGCCAUCGAUUUGUUCCGGUCCCAAUGUCGAAAAUGGAACAAGCACAAGAGUCAAUCAGCAAUGUCAAACAUCACAUCAAUCUUGGAGCUUCUUACAGACCUGGUUGCAAAAGAGGAAGGAGAAGCUUCUGCGUACUUGAAAGCUUUUCAAAAGGUCGUAACCGAUACAACAGAUAUCGACACGCAGUUACCUGUGUCAGCCGCAGUGACGGAUGAAAUGCUUGUCGAGGCAAUGUGGAAAGCUAUCGAGAAUGACAGCAUGAACAUGCUCAAAGAAAUUGCUGAAAACCCACACCGCAACUUAGAACUUCAAGAGGACGCCUUGACAAGACUGUUAGACUUUGCUGUUUCCUGCUUGUCAAUUUCUUGCCUGGAUUACAUGCUCACGUCGUAUGUGGACUCUAGAGAAGGUGACAAUCGCAAGGAGAAAAUGGUGCUGGACUGCUUCAGAGAUCGUAUGGAGGAUGCGCUCGUGUGUUUGCUACACCAUGGGGCAAAGACAAUUCAUACAGACGACUUCAACGACACAAUCUGGCAUCUUGCGAACGAUGAAGACAAUAACUUGCGAAUCGUUAGAGUCCUUCUGUCUCGGGUGGAACAAUCCGAGCGGGAUAUCGCAUUACGCAUGACCAACAAAAACGGGCUGACACCCCUUGCUGUAGCACUUGACAAUGCAAGCCAUGAGGUUGCUAUUAUGAUUAUCGGCCAUUGUCAAGGAGACCAGAGCUGCUUGAAGAGUUCUAACCCGCCACUUAAUAAGAUUAUUGCAAGCAUCAAAUCUGUCGACGUUCUGAAGAAGCUUCAUGCAGAAGGACUUCUUCUCAAGUCGUCGGAAGAAACUCCCCUGCACUGUUUAGAUCGAUUCGCCAGUGCAGACUGUGUGCGACAACUCUUGGUCAUAUAUCCCUACAGCGAAUCCCUGGCUUGGAAAAGCCCUCUUGCAUGCUUUCUGGAGGCUAGUCAAUUAUACUCAUACAACGAAGCGAUUCUGAAAGAGCUUAUCUCGGCUGACCUAGCCCUCCCAACCGGAAAAACCGAACUUACAAUUUGGUCGCUGGUCUUCAACAUCCUUCGAGACAGGUACAGGCAUCUACACAACACAAAAUCCAUCCCAAGUUUCAAUAUACAAGUGGAAAAAGCCCCGGAGGUAGUGAAGCUUAUGAUUGACACAGGAUGUCUUGGAGCUCAUGAGCAAACCUCUGGCACGUCAGGUCUAAAAGAAGUUGAAAACUUACUGAGUUGCAGCAACAUACCACUCAAUUCAAAGAUCAACCCGGAAGUUGUCUCCAUUUUGGAAGAGAUUUUCGUGUUGGUAUUCGACGCGACGGGUGACUCAAACUACCUCAAAAGCAGCGGGAUGGAUGUGAAAGUCUUGAAAUGGGCAAUCGUUUGCGACUCGGUUUUUAUGGUGGAUCGUCUGCUCUGCCUCGGUGCUGAUAUCCAUGAACGAGUCUUGGGCAUGAACGCCAUUGAAUUUGCCUGUGCCCAUGGUGGCAACCCCAACAGUCACCGGAUCCUUGUGAAGCUGCUCGAGAAUGCAAACCGAGAGGCCCUAAAUGAGCUUACCCCCACAAAUUCGGGGGAGAAGUUUGGGCUUUUCCACCUCUUGGGAUUAGCAGAUUGCUUUUCCCAAACGCCGUGGAAGACCCCAUCAUUUGGCUUUGCCAUACAGAAUCCGCCUCCCAACUUGCCACAUGGAAUGCCACCGCCACCACCACCGAUACCUCGAGGCUUCAUCCCGCUUAGCCAGACUGGUGGCUAUGCCAGACAUAGGCGCCCGAUGUCCUGCGUCAAAAUCAGACUUGUACAACAGCUACUAGAUGAAAAUCUAGACCCCACUAUUGUCAGCAAACAGAGGAAGAAUUCGCCAUUGAUUUUACACAUCAUCGCUGGGUGUUUUGACAGUGCUCGUUUGCUACUUAGACGCGGGGCAGACAAGACUUUGAAUCACUCUGAUGUCGAUGGAUGGACCGCUGCGUCAUGGGCGUGUGUAUAUGGGUGGAUUGAGUUACUGGAAGAAAUGGUGCCACUGUCGGCUUCAGAGACAAUGUGGAAUUUUCGGGUCAAAGUCUCUUUGGCGAGAGCCGGCGCCAAUCCAAUCACCUUUAACCAAGCGGCAGCAUUGCAUCUUGCCACAAUAGGUUCGGCAGAAACAGUUGCUUUCCUCUUGGACCAUGAUUACGCAAAGGAUAUUAAUGCUACAACGUCAGAUGGGUCAACCGCCCUACACUUUGCAACACUCUUGGGUCAAGUUGACUCCAUCAAGCUCCUUGUGUCCCGAGGUGCAAAUGUCAACGCUCAAAACAACGAAGGCUUUGCUCCGCUCCAUUUGGCAGUAACAAACCAGAAUGAAUGCACGACACGUUUACUUCUCGAGCUUGGGGCAAAACAUCUAGUUGUUAAAAAGGGCAAAACACCAUUGGACAUGGCCCUUUUGUGGAAGAAUAAAAAUAUCACGGACAUGAUAAGAAAGUCAAUACGGGGUUCACUCCAAGGGAACUUAGAUCAGGUAGCGGACCGGUCUUAUUACAGGGCGGCGUUGUCAAAGGCGAUGCAAUACGCAAUUGAGCGAGCCGAUGUAAAGACCUGCGAAAGACUUCUGGAAGAAGGCUGUAGUCCCAACAUCAAGAUGAGAUCUUGCCGAACUUGUUCUGCGCUUUUGUUCGCCCUCAGAAGCAGAGUUGUUUCCGUGGAAAUCGUCCAGUGUCUCAUUGACAAAGGAGCUAGUUUCCGUGGUGUCACAUGUCGUCGGCAUGCCUGCGGUUAUUGCUGCUACGGUAUUCGAAAUUGGUCUGAAGGCGAAGACUCUGAUACCAGUUCUAGCGCUUACUCUUCAUCCGACAGCGAUGUCGAGUUUGAGCAAGAGUGGCCGACGCGUGGUUCAACUGCACUCGACCUCCUCAUGUACGAUUCCGAUCUCGAGGAAGAAGUGCCCAAGUGGCUUCGGCUGAUUCCGCAAGACGAACUGAUAUGGCUCAUCGAUAACUCUGCGCCUGCUCAGAUCGCCAUAAACCGUGAAUCCAAGAAGUCUUUAACGGCAUUGUUUGCUUAUCUCGAGGAACUUGAUAGGACGACUGGCCGAAAAUUGGUCAGACAAGUUGCCACCCAAGUAACAACGUGGUAUGUAUACAACCGAAAUACUUCAACUUUGCACGCGGCAGCAAUAGAAAACGACAUUGAAAUGGCGAAACUGCUCAUCAAACAUGGAGCGGACAUCAAUGCGAUGAGCCAGUCUUGCGGCACCCCUUUACACGUUGCAACCGACAAAGAAAAUUUGACCAUGAUCACACUUCUGUUGGAUAAAGGGGCAGCAAUUAACAUCAGAGAUGGACACGGACAUACCCCGCUCCAGCUCGCGGCUCGAGAGAACAAUGUUGACGCGAUGGAGCUUCUCGUCAACCGAGGGGCACGAAUUGACCGCAGCGAGGACUCCAAUACGCUGUUGAUGUUUGGUAAAACUCAGACACUUCCAUUGUUGAUGAAAGCAGGGAUGAGCCUGAAUCAAAGGGGGUGCCUCGGUAUCCCGAUCUGGGCCACUGCCUUGUUCAAUUCCGAUAUUGCGACUUUCAUCGUCAACUCGGACUUUAGUUGUGAUUUAGAGUCACAUUAUCAAGGCCGGGGCUUGUGGAAGGUGUGGUGGCAAGUUGAGCUCUUCGACAAUAAAAGCUCGAUGCAUAAAGCACUUCGACUGUUCCACCGGCGCAUGGGCGUUGACUUCAUAAGAAGACUCACUGAAGUCAAAGGUGAUGACAAGACAUUUGAAAGCUUCAGUUUGCUUUGUUUCUCAGCUCACUACGGACGCUUGAGAGAGGUCCAAGAACUUUUGAGGAUUGGGCUCGAUAUGGAAUUCGAAGGGUCUACUGCUGGUACUCCGUUAUUGGCUGCUGCACACGAAGGCAGGGUAGAUGUAGUGAAGCUGCUUGUGUAUCGAGGGGCCAAAGUUCUUUAUAAGAAGAAUGACGUCUGGAAAAGUGCUCUGGAUGCGGCGAAAAGCUUUCCAGGCAUUGUGGACUGGCUACUGGUGGGACGGUUUACUGAACAAGGGAAACUCGAGGCUUGCUCGAGUAAUUGGGAAGAAGAUUACAUCUCUCGCAUACGUCCUUGGAGUGGAGUUCAUUCUGGGGUAUUCUUACUGGAGGGUAAAUACCAGAAAGCAUGGAAUGAGUCCACGCUAAAGUGGCUCUGUUCCUUGGAGAAAGCGAAAAGAAAGUUUCAGGGGAAAGUAGUUGUCUCUGAGUUAUGGGACCCCAAAACUUACAUGGAAACGUAG